GUGCAGUGCGUGCAGUGCGGUGUGUCCAGCGGAGCAGUGCAUGCGGGGGGGGGGGGGGGGGGGGGGCGCAGCUCCCGGCGCUCUGAACCCCCCGAGCCCGGGGCAGCCCCGGCAUUUCCCCACGGCCAACGGCAGCCGGGCAGGAGGGGGUGGUUACACCUCGGGAGCGCGGCCCCCCCCCAGGGCCGGGCCCCCCGGGGCGGGGCGGGACGAGGCGGGGCCGCCCCUGCCCCCCCCCCCCGCCGCCUCCCGCGGGCGCGCAUGUGCCCGCGGCUCCGCUCCGCUCUCCCGGGAGCUCCGCGGUGCCGCAGCCCGACGCCUCCCGCUGGGACCGGGCCGAGCCGAGCCGGGCCUGAGCCGAGCCGAGCCUGGCUAAGCCGAGCAUAAGCGGGCCGGGCCAUGGCCCCGCCGUGCGCCGGGGCGCUGCGCUGCGCGCUGCUCUGCGCGUUGCUGUGCGCGCAGGGGUCCGCUCCCACCCGCGCAGAUUUGGCAGGAGACUGCGGCGAGCUGAGGUCCUGCGAGACAUGCACGGCCAGCACCACCUCACACAACAGCACCGGCUGCGUCUGGAUGGGCUGCGGGACCCCCGAGGAGCCAGAGACAGGGAGCUGCGUGCACAGAGGGGCAGCAGCGCGGGAGACCUGUGUGCUCUACAACACCAGUGCCCUGUGUCGAGCGCUGAAAUCCCCCACUGAAGAGCCUCCACAGUCCCAUAGCAAGGAGCCGGCGACGCACUCCCCAAAGACCACCACCACCAGCGCCCCGUUGACGGGCAGCCCCGAGUUUCACCCACCCGGCUUUGACACGGCCAGCUUCAUCGGCGGCAUCGUGCUGGUGCUGAGCGUCCAAGCCGUGGUCUUCUUCAUCGUCAAGUUCAUCAAGUCGAAGGACAGCACCUACCAAACGCUAGAGGACAACCAGUAGGUUCUGGGUGCCGGCGGCGAUGGAGAGGGGGUUGCCCCCUGCACCCCGAGAGCUUCACCCCUCCCUUGCCCCUCCCUGGGGGGGGAUGGCGUGGUCCCUCUCUCCUGUUUUGCAUGAAGGGGGUUUCCUGGCUGGUUUGCUGUUUUCCUGGGAGUUGUUAGCAGUGGAAGGGAAGGGGGGUGUCCCCCCCCCCCCGAGCCCCCCAUUCAUGCACAGAGCCCCUGGCAGGAUGCAGCCGAUGCACGGCCCCUUGGCACAUCCAUGCCCCCGGGUGAAGUGCCCCCGACUCCCCCCCAGCCCCACGGUGACAGGGUGAAGCCCCCCCCUUCCUCCUGACCACCCUCAGCAGGACGGGAGCUGCCAGACCCAGUUUGGUCCCAGUUAGAGAGCACCCAGCAGCCCCCCUCCCUGCCCUGGGCACCCCCUGCCCCUUUGCCUCCCCACAGUCUUGGGGCUCACUGUGGGGAGGGCUUGGGGAUCCCCUCUUCCCCCAGCAGGUUCUCAGGUGCUUUUUCUUUCAGCAUUUUGGCUGGAGCACCCAGCCUCUGCUCCAACACCCUCCCCUCCCCGUCCCAGCCCACCCCGGCCCCCCCAGCCCCUCUGUGCCUGCCGGAGGAGCGGAGCCAGGGCCUUGCUGUGUGCUUUUGCUGUGCCUCUGUGUUGCUGUGGGGGUGUAAGGGGGGGGGGUCCCCAACUCCAUCUCCCCCCCCCUUUCCUUUCUGUGUGUUGUUUUGGGGAGCAGGGUGCGUGUUGUGUGCCGUGGGGUGAGACUUGUAGCUCGGGCUGCCCCAAUUAAACUCUGCGAGGUGG
Molecule: messenger RNA, 1734 nt
Organism: Tyto alba (common barn owl)
Lineage: Eukaryota; Metazoa; Chordata; Aves; Strigiformes; Tytonidae
Gene: CD164L2
Product: CD164 molecule like 2
Exons: 6
Coding region: 400-924 (174 amino acids)
Cellular component (GO): cytoplasmic vesicle
Source: RefSeq, a predicted model, not a curated record